GUGGCAGAGUUGUUAUCAAGACGAGAACAAACACCAAAACAAUGACGGCAUACAUUGACUUCGACUCGCAGGAGUUUGAAAUGAGGGAUUUCUUCCUCACUACCCUGGAACAAACAUGCAGGGUUCAACUGAAUGACAGCGAGGCGAAGAUCUCCCGCAGCACAUCCGAGGGGAGAAUCCUCCUGGAGGUCCAACAGGACGAACUGGGCAAUUUCUUUGAUUGCCUUCCUGAACAGCAGGACAACAACUGGGGCCAAGAGAAGGCCCUGUUGCAGAGGGAGAUAUCUGGCCUGAAAGCCCAGCUCGCUAAGGCUCAGGCUAAAUGUGGACACUCUCCAUCCAGGGAUAAAUCCCUGAAAUCAGAGAUGGAGAAGAUGAAGGGGGAGAACGAGGCACUUCGAAAGGAAUUGGAGGACAUGAAGUCUGAAAGGAAGAUGCUCGCUGUGGCUAAAACCAACAUGGAGUGGGAGAUGGAGGGCUUGCUCGAGAUUGAAAAGGCUCAAACUAAAGAACUACAGGGAGAGCUGAGCAAGACAAAGAUGGACCUCCAAAAGACAAAGGAUGAGGCGAAGACCCAUCAAGCCCAGCAAAACGAGCAGAGAGCAGAGACAGAGAAGCUCAAGAAACACUACUUUCAGACGGAGAAUGCCGCCAUCCAGGAGGCGACAGAGAAAUACGUAACCAACUGUCUGUCUGAACUGGAAGAACUCCGAGUCAAUAGGAGUGAGAUGAUGGCUGCUCUAAAGGAAGCUGAGGAGGAGCUGAAGUCUGGAUAUCACAUGUGGCAAGAGAAAAAGUCUUCCCACUUGGCAGAGCUGGAAACAUCCCAGCGCUCCCAUCUUGCCCAGCUGGAGAUGCAGGAUGAGGAGCACAAGUCCAUCGUGGCUGAUCUAACGUCAAAGUUUGAAGAUCAGCUAGCGAGUGAGCGUCUCCUCUGGCAGCAGGAAAAAACCUCUCUGCUGGAGGAGACUGAGAAAACCAGCUCCUCCUUUGCUGCUCAGCUGCACGAGCAAAAACAGAGCAACGACACCCUCGUGGCUGCUCUGGAGACGGCUGAGCAGCAGAUAGAGAGCCAUCGCAUCGAGUGCCAGGAGUCAUCCCUCCUUCAGGCCAAGUCCACCGAAAGCGUCCAGCAGACUCUGCAGCAGAAAGAACAGGAGUGGACGACCACUGAGAGCUCCCUGAGGUCCCAGCUGGCAGAUUUUGAGAACCAGAUCGCCAAAAGAAAGAGGACCAAGUGGUACCGGAAGCUCAUCUGAUGCCACGUUAUGCCACGCUCAGGAGAAAGAAAAUGCACAUACACAUUUGUUCUUGUAUACUUGUGAGGAUCAAUCCUGUAUGGGAAAGUGAAUUGAGUUCACUUUUCUGGUGUCAAACUGGUCCUCACAGAGAUAUGAUUACUAAUCCACACACAUACACAGGCAUUUGUUCUUGUGUACUUGUGAGGAUUACUCCGUCUUGACCCUUAAACAGCACUUGUGAAAAGGGUUGUUUGAGGGUUGACACUUUAUUUUACUCAUGGAAAGUGAAGUGAAUUCACUUUUCUGGAAAUAAAAAAAAAAAAAAGUUAAUUCUA
Molecule: messenger RNA, 1576 nt
Organism: Sebastes umbrosus (honeycomb rockfish)
Lineage: Eukaryota; Metazoa; Chordata; Actinopteri; Perciformes; Sebastidae
Product: centrosomal protein of 55 kDa-like
Exons: 2
Coding region: 42-1259 (405 amino acids)
Source: RefSeq, a predicted model, not a curated record